CUAUAAAUAAGUGAAGACACAUCGAGCUUUUCACACUACUUUACUUCAAAGGUCCCAUUAGUUGUUUGUGACGUGUAAGAAAGCAACAAUGAAGAUCCUGAGCAAAGCAUUAGCCAUCUUUCUUCUUUUCUGUUUAGGGUUCUCGUUGAGUUUGGCUGAUGAAUCAUCUUCGAGACUAGGGACGGUCAUUGGUAUUGACUUGGGGACGACGUACUCUUGUGUGGGCGUGCACAGAGAUGGGCACGUGGAUAUUAUAGCCAACGAUCAGGGAAACAGAAUUACUCCAUCAUGGGUUGCGUUUACUGAUACAGAACGUUUGAUUGGAGAAGCCGCUAAAAAUCAAGCGGCUUUUAAUGCGGAACGGACAGUGUUUGAUGUUAAGCGUCUUAUUGGAAGAAGGUUUGAUGACCCUGAGGUGCAAAGAGAUAUAAAGUUCUUGCCUUAUAGGGUUGUGAACAAGAACGGUAAACCUUAUAUUCAAGUCGAGGUUAAAGGUGAGACUAAGGUGUUUAGCCCUGAGGAGAUCAGUGCCAUGACAUUACAGAAGAUGAAAGAAACAGCUGAGGCUUUCUUGGGGAAGAAAAUCAAAGAUGCAGUUGUCACUGUUCCAGCGUAUUUCAAUGAUGCACAAAAGCAGGCAACUAAGGAUGCAGGCACCAUAGCAGGGCUCAAUGUGGCUAGGAUUAUCAAUGAGCCGACAGCGGCGGCUAUAGCUUAUGGUCUAGACAAGAAAGGGGAUGAGAUGAAUAUUCUGGUUUAUGAUCUUGGUGGUGGUACGUUUGAUGUUAGUGUUUUGACUAUUGAUAAUGGCGUGUUUGAGGUUCUUGCUACUAGUGGAGAUACCCACUUGGGAGGAGAGGACUUUGAUCAUAGAGUGAUGGACUAUUUCAUUAAAUUGAUUAAGAAGAAGUACAACAAGGAUAUUAGCAAAGACAACAAGGCUCUUGGAAAGCUUAGAAGGGAAUGUGAGAAAGCUAAGAGAGCACUGAGUAGCCAGCACCAAAUUAGAGUUGAGAUUGAGUCACUCUUUGAUGGGGUCGAUUUCUCUGAGCCAUUGUCAAGAGCAAGAUUUGAAGAGUUGAACUUGGAUUUGUUUAAGAAGACUAUGGGACCAGUGAAGAAGGCUUUGGCAGAUUCAGGAUUGAAGAAAAAAGACAUCAAUGAGAUUGUGCUUGUUGGAGGGAGUACUAGAAUCCCCAAGAUCCAGCAAUUGUUGAAGGAAUUCUUUGAUGGGAAGGAACCCAACAAGGGUGUGAAUCCUGAUGAAGCUGUUGCAUAUGGUGCUGCAGUUCAGGGUGGAAUUCUCAGCGGUGAAGGUGGUGAAGGAACCAAACGUGUUGUUUUGCUUGAUGUGGCUCCUCUGAGUCUUGGUAUUGAAACAGUUGGUGGUGUUAUGACUAAGCUGAUUAACAGGAAUCAUGUCAUCCCUACCAAGAAAUCUCAGACUUUUACCACUUACCAAGAUCAGCAAACCACAGUUUCUAUCAAGGUAUAUGAAGGUGAAAGAAGCUUGACAAAAGAUUGCCGCGAGCUUGGAAGAUUUGAGUUAUCUGGCAUUGCACCUGCUCCAAGGGGAGUGCCACAAAUUCAAGUAACAUUUGAGAUUGAUGUCAAUGGGAUUUUACAAGUGACAGCUGAGGACAAGGCAGCAAAAAAGUCAGAAUCCAUCACCAUUACAAGCGACAAGGGGCGUCUGAGCGAGGAAGAGAUUGAGAGGAUGGUAAAGGAGGCUGAGGAGUUUGCAGAAGAGGAUAAAAUGAUAAGGGAGAGGAUUGAUUCUAGGAACAAAUUGGAGACUUAUAUUUAUAACAUAAAAAGUAGUAUCAAUGACAAGAUUGGUGACAAGAUUGACUCUGAUGAUAAAGAGAAGAUUGAAAACACGUUGAAGGAAGCUCUUGAAUGGUUGGAUGAUAAUCAGAAUGCUGAGAAAGAUGAGUUUGAUGAGAAGUUGAAGGAGGUUGAAUAUGUUUGUAACCCUGUAAUCAAACAGGCUUAUGAGAAGAGUGGUGCAAGCUCAGCUAAAAAUGAAGAAGACGAACCUUACGAUGAGUUGUGAAAAACUUCAAGAGUCUUAUGAUUCAAAAUAUUUCUUGUAAUAUUUUCUUUCUUUUUAAUCUUUAAUUUUUUUUUCUUAGUUGUAAACUAGUUAAUCCUCCGAUGGUAAUAGUAAUGUGUUCAAGUUUGAUGGGUUGAAUUUGAACAUUUUUUAAAAUUUGCGUACA
Mangifera indica (mango) is the source of this 2222-nucleotide messenger RNA. Its product is annotated as luminal-binding protein 5-like. Gene Ontology annotation, biological process: protein refolding; endoplasmic reticulum unfolded protein response; cellular response to unfolded protein. Gene Ontology annotation, cellular component: membrane; cytoplasm; nucleus. Gene Ontology annotation, molecular function: ATP binding; heat shock protein binding; ATP hydrolysis activity. The transcript has 5 exons. The record is from RefSeq and is a predicted model, not a curated record. NCBI's taxonomy places the organism in Eukaryota, Viridiplantae, Streptophyta, Magnoliopsida, Sapindales, Anacardiaceae. Bases 89 to 2056 code for a protein of 655 amino acids.